AUGGCGUCAACUUUCCCAGACCUACCCAUCUUCCGAGCGAUCGCAAGCCAUGAUCCCAAAAGUACUGCUAUAAUACAUUCAAGAUCAGAAAGAAGAUUCACAUAUGGCGAGCUACUCAAAGAUGUUGAAGGCGCCAAGGUCACCCUGUACAACCAAUUGAAGUCCGCGUCGGCCGAGGGCGAAUCAAGAGGAGGUCAAAGGGUCGCUUUCCUAGUGGAAAAUGGCUACGAUUAUGUAGUGACCCUCCUUUCCAUACUGGCAUGCGACAGCAUCGCCGUUCCACUUUCCUCAGGCUUCCCAGCGAGCGAGCUCAGGUACAUACUGGAGAACAGCGAGGCGGUGACACUACUUUCAUCCGGGAAGUUUCAAGAGAAGGCGGAAGAAGUCCUCAAGGAGGGCCUAGAGCACCUACCAAGAAAGCCAGUCCUCAAUGUCGUCGAGAAGAGGCUUACUGGCAAUGGGGAAGAUGAGGUCCAGCUGGUGCCCUUACCCCUGACCAAAGGCGGCAUGAUGCUGUACACUUCAGGAACGACCAGUCGUCCGAAAGGCGUCCUUCUUCCGGAAAAGGUCCUCACAGCCCAAGCCGAAUCACUCCACAAAGCCUGGCAAUACACCUCACGCGAUCACCUUCUCCACGUCCUCCCCCUUCAUCAUAUCCAUGGCACCGUCAACGCCCUCCUCACACCCCUCUUUGCCGGCUCAACUAUCGAAUUCAUGUUCCCUUUCAACGUCGAUGCGGUCUGGGAGCGCCUAGCCGCGCCGUUCAUGCCAGACAAGAACAAGAAACCCAUCACGUUCCUGACAGUUGUCCCUACAAUAUACAAUCGCUUCCUCUCCUCAUUCGACAAGCUCGCCGUACCUUUGCAGGAAGCUGUUAAGAAGGCUUUAUUGCCGGAGAAUCUACGCCUCAACAUCUCUGGAUCCGCGGCACUACCAACGCCUACGAAGAAGUCGUGGACAGAGUUAAGCGGCGGCAACGUCUUGCUUGAGCGCUAUGGCAUGACUGAAGUUGGUAUGGCUUUGAGCUGUGGUUUGGACUUCCGGGACCGAGUGGACGGCAGCGUUGGAUGGCCGUUACCCUCCGUCCAAGUCCGACUAGUGGACAGCGAAACCAAUGAGGUCGUCCCCCUCGGCCAUGAAGUUGACGAGAACGGAAAAGGAACAGAAGGAGAGAUACAACUCCGAGGUCCUACUGUCUUCGAAGAAUACUGGCGCAACGAGAAGGCGACUUCGGAAGAGUUUGUGGCAUCAGAUGAUGGUGGCGGCAAAUGGUUCAAGACUGGCGACAUUGCGACGAGGAAAAUCGUGGAUGGUGCGGGGCAAAGUGGACAGGACUGGGCGAAGGGCCCGAUGUAUUUCAUACGAGGGAGGAAGAGCACGGAUAUUAUUAAGAGUGGUGGAGAGAAGGUCAGCGCUUUGGAGAUUGAGAGGGAGCUUUUGUCAUUACCUCAGAUCUCCGAGGCUGCCGUUGUUGGCGUCGCCUCAGAACAAUGGGGCCAGAAAGUAGCAGCAGUUGUCGUCCUCGAGCCAGCACACGCCCAGACUGGGAAAGGAGGCAAGACUUGGGGUGUCAUGGACAUGCGAAGAGCGCUGAAGGACAAGCUGGCUAAUUACAAGAUACCACAGGAGUUAAAGGCGGUAGAAGAGUUGCCUAAAAAUGCCAUGGGCAAGAUCAAUAAGAAAAGCCUGGUCAAAGAGAUAUUUGGAGAUCAAGCUUGA
Messenger RNA from Letharia columbiana, 1719 nucleotides. RefSeq lists its product as uncharacterized. Lineage: Eukaryota; Fungi; Ascomycota; Lecanoromycetes; Lecanorales; Parmeliaceae. Bases 1 to 1719 code for a protein of 572 amino acids. Gene Ontology annotation, biological process: fatty acid metabolic process. The record is from RefSeq and is a predicted model, not a curated record. Gene Ontology annotation, molecular function: medium-chain fatty acid-CoA ligase activity. The transcript has 5 exons.